CCGGCCCCUGCUGUUUUGCUGCCGCUCGGCCCCGGGCGCAGCGCAGCGCCGGGCCCAGCAGCGGGCUCUGCGGCCGGGGAGGCCGGCGGUUAAUCUGAGGCUGGACAUCGGAAUAUAAUGGAUAUGGGUAACCAACACCCAUCCAUAAAACGGUUACAUGAAAUACAGAAAGAAGUCAAAGAAAUUGAGCAGCAAGUGCUUGUCUUCAGUGGUCUGCCUACAGAUCGGGAUUACAAGAAAUUAGAAAGGAGUCUUACGAAGCAGCUUUUUGAAAUAGAUUCUGUAGACACCGAAGGGAAGGGGGAUAUUCAGCAAGCCAGAAAGCGAGCUGCUCAGGAAACUGAGAGGCUGCUGAAGGAACUGGAGCAAAACGCAAACCAUCCGCGCAGACUGGAAAUAGAGGCUAUAUUCAAGGAGGCACAGGCACUUGUGGAACGUGAGAUCACACCUUUUUACAAAGGAGGUAACUGUAUAAGUGACGAGUUUGAAGAAGGUAUCCAGGACAUUGUGUUGAGGCUUACCCAGGUGAAAACUGGAGGGAAAGUUUCUUUACGCAAGGCCAGAUACCGCACUCUGACGAAGAUAUGUGCUGUCCAGGAGAUUAUAGAAAGCUGUGUAAAGCAACAGCUGUCCCUGCCACUCUCUAAUGAUGCACAUCCUUCUGUCUCCAAAAUUAACUCUGUAAUGUGUGAUGUGAACAAAGCAAGAGGAACUCUUAUUGCGCUUCUAAUGGGAGUGAGUAGUAAUGAUACCUGCAGGCAUCUAUCCUGUGUGCUGACGGGUCUCAUUGCUGAUUUGGAUGCUUUAGAUGUCUGUGGUCGCACUGAAAUAAGAAAUUACAGAAAGGAAGUAGUGGAAGAGAUCAAUAGGUUGCAGAAAUACCUGGACUUGGAAGAAGAAGCAAAUUCUACUCAUGCUUAUGAUUUGGCACAGAAUCAGUCCAUUCUAAAAAUAGAAGAGAUCCGCAAGAAAAUGAAGGAAAUUAAUUCUUUACUUUUAAAAACAGAGAAUGCUUCUGAUUUGUAUUUGGGAUCCAAAGCAGAAUUGCAGGGAUUAAUUGCCCGCUUGGAUGAGGUGAGUCUAGGGAAAAACCCCUGCAUUAGAGAAGCCAGGAGAAGAGCAGUAAUAGAAGUUCAAACUCUUAUAACCUAUAUUGAUUUGAAGGAAGCACUUGAAAAAAGGAAGAUGUAUCCUGAGCAAACAGCUGCCGAACAUCAGUCUCAUAAAGCAGUUUGGACUGUUCUUGGAAACCUGUCUCAAAUUCAGCGGGAGGUGAUUUCAUUUGAUGGAAACAGAACGGAUAAAAAUUACAUGAGACUGGAAGAACUUCUUACAAAACAACUUCUGGCACUUGAUGCUGUUGAUCCACAAGGUGAAGAGCGGUGUAAGGCUGCCAGAAAGCAAGCAGUAAAGCUUGCACAGAAUAUUCUUUACUAUCUGGACAUGAAAACAGAUGAAUGGGAGUACUGAAACAGCCGUGGCCUAGGACAGAAGAGCAUUUUUUCCUUUGGCAAUUUGUGCAGAUUGUUGGCUGCACAUAAUAAAAGCGGUGUGUUCUGUGCUGGCUCAAAUCACGGAGAUUACAUAAGCAGUUGACUUGGCUAUAUGUCUGCUGUCCCACGCAGUCAUCCACUUGCCAUGGCAACUGUCAGGACUCCAUCAGCAACUCUGGUCAUUGCUAUAAGCAGAGAAGUGUUUUUUUUUCUGAAGGAAUAGCUUAAUACUUGAUUGAGCAGCUUCUUUUCCUGUUUUAAUAACCUUGUGCAAUGUUCAGUGAAUGCAAGUUUUUCAAAGAUCCAGAAACUUCCUGAUGGUACAGUACUGGCAAAACUAUUUAAAGAAGAUUGGACAUGAAAAUUAGUACUCGAGCAUGAGGCUUCAUCCAGCAACUUCAUGGCAGUCUGGAUAUUCUCUUAAUGUGCUGUUACGACAGAAAGUAUUAAGGGAAAAAAACCUUCUGGCUUUUUAGUUGCACUUGAUUUGUUCCACCCAUCACACUUUUCUGGGUGUUUAGAUUUCUCAGCUAAUGGAGCUAUGAAGCCAACGACAAAUUAGCAUUUACGCAGGCAAAGCUAGUUACGACUAUUUUUUGUAAUACCUUAGCCCACUGAUUUGCAAAAACAGGUUUUUUGUUGGUGGAAAUGCUUUCAGAUUACUGCUUUAAGGUACUGAGACAUGGAGAGGAAAAGCUGUAAAUGUAUGCUGACCAGAUGAAGGGGUUUUUGAGGAUUUCACACUGCCAUCCAUAAACCCCUGAAAGCUGCACUGAACUUUUUGUGGCUGCUUAGGUGUCUUUUUAAACUCUGUUGUUAGAUCUGGUUUUGCCUUGUCUUUUCACAUUUGGUGAAAACAGAAACAAGAUUCACUUUAAAUUGAAUGAGCAUUUUGGAACUAUUUUUGCAAAAUUAAAUAGCUAGCUAUAAAGAUGUCCCUGAUGGUGUAAACGUAUGUUACAUAUUUCAUACCAGUCAGGUGUGGCUUCAAGAAUGUCUUGGAAAAGACUUGUGGCAAAUGUCUCUCCUCGCAACUUGUCGCUUAAUUGUUCAGUAACUUCAUAAAUAAGCUGCUUGUAUUGUUGUAUGCACCUACCUUUUUAUUUGUGGCUGCUAGUGCCAAUCACAUUUCUACUCUGGCAUGUUUUUUUGAGAGCAUGGCAUUCAAAUUAAUUUUAAAGAUAUAUUUAAUUAUUGAUACUUUGUACUUAGCUCCUUUGUGUUGAAUUAAUUAUUGUUCCAUAGAUUAUUAUUUGCAUCACUUUAAGGAGUAAAAAACAUUUCAGAUGUUAAAUAUUUUUAGAUCUAUUUUUGACUGAGUAGAGAAGAAGUUUGUGAGAGACAAGUGCCUUCAUGACACCACUAACUUGCAUGUGUCAUGUGUAGAUGCAGGAAAUGUUUCCUGGCAGCUUGAUAUAUUUGUAUUCUUUGCAGACUGGAUUUCUCACAUGUAUAUAAUUUACUAUAAUAUAUAUCAAAUUAACAUAAUAAAAUAGGUGACAGAUGUUCUACAGAGUCCUGAGAAUGAGUAUCAAAUCUGGGAAAUGUGGAUUCUGCUUAAAAAAAACGCAUUGAUGUGGAGACAGGGCAUUUUGGGCAGGUUUUCUGUGCAUAUUGCUACAAGGAGAGAGUGUUUGCUCCAUAGCACGCUUUGAGAUGUUGAUGAAAGGCUGUGCAACUUCAGAGUGUGAAUAUACUUUGUUUCUGAUUGUACAGGUGGUUGCUUUGCAAUUUUACUUGCCAAAAAAGACCUAGUUUUUCAAUUAAGGUACAGUGCCUAAGGCACAAUUUGGCAGUGGCAGAAUGUUUGUCAGAGAAUUCUCUCUGCUCCUUCGAAACUAUAACCCUGUUGAAUCUAUCUCUCCUUCCUCAAAAAAGAAAAAAUAAUUUCCCCUAGUUAAAAAUCCAGUCUGUGUUUAUAUGUAAUGUGGCAAACACAGAACAUUAAUAAUGUUGUACACCUGAGUUAUUUACUCCUUUCAGGCUUUCUACACAUUUGAACUGCACCUUCUGAUUUGCACUUAGAUUUUUAGGAAAUACAGAUCUUUGAUAGUGUAAAGAUACUAUUGAUUUUUCUUUACUAUUACUGUCAGGUCUGCAGUGGUUACUUGUAGAUUGUUUAAUAAUUUCGUGUUCUUGGGAGGUUACAUGUAACUUUAUAAAUGUUUGAACCUCUUACUAAGAAUGUGUAAGUAUUGUUUUCAAAUCAGAUUGUUAAGCCUGCACCUCUAAGGAGGCAAAUGUAUAAGGUCAGUGCAUUUUUAAUAACUGAGUAGAGUUCAGUAGCAAGAUACUGUGUAAAUUAAGCUUUUCUCCAUUGUUCUGUCAUCUCAUAAAAUUACUAUUUAAAUUUUCCUGUAAAAUCCUCAUCUGGAAUGGGAUUCAUUCAGAUUUUUUUGCAUGAAUGGAAAUAAUACGCUAAAUAUGCUUAACCAAAAAUUAAUGCACAGAUUUCUCAAAAAUCUUGCUUUUGUGCUGAAGAAUGUAAUUUCUCUUAUUUUUUUUUAAUAUCCAAAGAUUGUGGGGGACACAACUUUUCUUUCCGAAACAGCAGGCUAAAAUAAUCAGAAAAUGUAAAUGGACCAAACUAGAAAAGCCUGCAUUUUAGUACUGUACUGAAAUAGAAUAACUUCUUACGUGUGCUGUGUAAUCUACCUUCGAGCAAAAUAAAUGAUUGGAUAUAUGGGGGAGAGGUAAUCGUACAUUGUGAUUCCUAAUUGUUAAUUGUAUUUCUUUUAAAACUAGAUUUAAUUAGUUACCUCAGUGUUUGGUUUUGUUGUUUACAAUCAGUGGUUUUUCUAUGUCACCAGUUAAGAGAUUUUUAUUAAGUAUUGUUCCUGCUUUUUCAGUUUAACAGAAGUCAGUGUACAUGCUCCUUACAGUCUGUAUGUCUUGAUUUGUUGCUGUGUAGGAUAUGGCAUUUGUAUAUACAAGUUCAGGAUGAAGUAUUGCAGUGUUAUAUUCUUGAUUAUUAAUAAAACAAACAUUGAUACCUUUUA
Messenger RNA from Apus apus (common swift), 4492 nucleotides. RefSeq names its product BAG cochaperone 5 (gene BAG5). The record is from RefSeq and is a predicted model, not a curated record. Lineage: Eukaryota; Metazoa; Chordata; Aves; Apodiformes; Apodidae. Gene Ontology annotation, cellular component: cytoplasm; cytosol; nucleus. Gene Ontology annotation, biological process: protein stabilization; regulation of inclusion body assembly; negative regulation of protein ubiquitination. The transcript has 2 exons. Gene Ontology annotation, molecular function: protein-folding chaperone binding; adenyl-nucleotide exchange factor activity. The coding region runs from base 118 to 1470 and encodes 450 amino acids.